Molecule: messenger RNA, 766 nt
Organism: Homalodisca vitripennis (glassy-winged sharpshooter)
Lineage: Eukaryota; Metazoa; Arthropoda; Insecta; Hemiptera; Cicadellidae
Gene: Cnep1r2
Product: nuclear envelope phosphatase-regulatory subunit 1
Exons: 4
Coding region: 264-689 (141 amino acids)
Cellular component (GO): cytoplasm; Nem1-Spo7 phosphatase complex
Source: RefSeq, a predicted model, not a curated record
UGUUGAUGUUGCACAUUUUGAAAGCUCGCUCUGCGUCACAAUUACUGAAUAACUUCAUAUAAAGGUAAUUUUAGUUGUCCCGCCUUAGGGAAUUUUCGAUAGUAACAAUCACAUCACUGAUAAACUUUCAUCUCUUUGAAGUGAUGUUUCUAAAGUAGCGUUGAAAUAGUAAAUAUCUUGCCUAAAAAUGUAACUCUAAGAUAAUUGUAAAUUUUAGAAUAGGCUCUGAAAAUUCGAAACACACUAGUGAUUAGUUUCAUAGUAUGGAAUUGGCCAACCUGAGUUCAAACCCUAAAAGAAAAACAAAGAUGUCGCUCGAACAAACAGCAUGUGAAGAUUUGAAGGCUUUUGAGCGCAGACUAACUGAAGUAAUUGCUUGUCUCCAGCCUACAACAUCUCGUUGGAGAGUGAUUCUAGUGCUGGUGUCUGUCUGUACAAGUAUGGGAGCCUACAAUUGGCUCUCUGACCCAGAGACAUCAGUAGUGUCCUUCUCCCAAAGUCUCUGGAACCAUCCAUUCUUUACCAUCUCAGCCAUCAUUUUAGUACUGCUAUGCUUCAUGGGAGUGCACAAACGAGUGAUGGCUCCCUCAAUAAUCACCAGUAGGACACGAUCCGUGCUGAGUGACUUCAACAUGUCCUGUGAUGACACGGGGAAACUAAUCCUACGGCCCCGACCCACAAUGACCUGACUAGUAUUAUAUACUUAAUUGUACAUUUUGUAUCUACUGUUAAAUAAUAUUUUAGGAAUAAAUUAAUUUUGUACAUA